AUGGAUAAUUUUUUAAUAAAGCUUAAGCAAAUAUCAGAACAAUAUAACAAUCUGUUAUUGGAAAAAAAAAUAAUAGACAAAAGAAUUGCAAAUGUAGAAGAAAAUAUAAAUAAAUAUGAAGAGGUAAAACAGAAAUCCAUAAAAGAGGUUGAACUAAAGAAAAAUCAAUUAUUAAAAAAUAAAAAUAAGCAUUUAAUAAAAUGCCAAAAAAUGGAAGAACUAAACAAUAAACUUAAUGAAAUAUUAAUACGAAAACAAAGUAUAGAUGAUGAAGAAGAAAAAAAAAUUAUAAUAAAACAAAUCGAUACUAUUAAUAACACAUAUAAUUUAUUAAAAAAUGUACAAAAAUUAAAUGAUGCUAUAGUUAAAGAAGAUAAUAAUUAUUAUAAACUAAUUAGCAAACAAAUUAAUAAUAAUGGUUUUAGUAAUAAAAAAAUAUUAAAUAUGUUAAACUGUUUCAUAAUCAAAAGUAGGAUAAAUAUACAUGAAAAGGACUGUGAUGAAAAUAGUUCAUUAAAUAAGAUUGGAAAUCCUGUUUCGAGUGUGGAUACUAAUUCGAGUAGAUCCAUUCCUACAAAAGCCUCUACAACCAAUUUCAAAACAAUUCAAACUAAUGAAAUAAUUAAAAAAUUGAUAUACUUAUUUUCGAACAACUAUGAAACAUUUCCUUUAGAAAAACAGCAAUUCUUAUUUGUUCUAUUAAUGAAUAUUUUAAAACAUGUUAUUUAUCAAAAAGAAAAAAUUGUUAUACAUGAUAAUGACAAAGACAAAUCAAACCAAGUCAUUCAUAAUUUUUUAUAUCACAAUUAUAUAUUAUUGUAA
Molecule: messenger RNA, 822 nt
Organism: Plasmodium vinckei vinckei
Lineage: Eukaryota; Apicomplexa; Aconoidasida; Haemosporida; Plasmodiidae
Product: conserved Plasmodium protein, unknown function
Exons: 1
Coding region: 1-822 (273 amino acids)
Source: RefSeq, a predicted model, not a curated record